UUCGAGAGGGUAACUGCAGCCCUCAUAAUCAGACUCAUUGUGUGUCCUAAGGACAGACGGCAGUGGCUUGAUUUUCAGAUUCAAGUUUUCUACUGUGUGGAUACGAACGCUAUAUUCAUGAUUCUGAAUGGUUACAAUGAUUUUACACAUCUUCGGAAGACUUUCUCUUCCAAUCCUGAUAAGAACUUUUUCGAAAAAUUUGCUGAAAGUGAGGAGAUUCAAGUGCGACUGCUACACUUUAUCAGUAUAUUUUCUCAUAUAAUUGUGUUUGUUGAGAGCAACACGCGUUUUGACAUUUCGCUGUCUGACAUGUUAUCAAUUGUGAAUAAAGUAAGAAAGAAUGUCCGUGAGGAUGUUAGUGAAAUCCUAGAACGGACGUCAAAAGAAGCUACUGAGUGGAUUCGAGAAGGUCGCAUUGCCUGCCCUCGAAUUUUGUUUGCUUUCCAGAGAAACAUUAUACGUAAUGAAUUAGGCUGUGUGAAAAAGGUAUGUGCUUUAUUUUAUCUUGUUAACUUAAAGUCCAAGAACCAUAAUGUUGAUGGCACCCCCUGUUUUCUAUCAUAUUCGAACAGUGGUGAUCUUGAGGUCGCUGUCGCAAUUGCAUAUCUCGAUGCCGUUUUGGUUGGAGAUCGCGAUGAAGCGAUAGCCCAGGUACGAGCUGUAUGCGACAAUCUAUGGCAGGGUGGCAUGCGAGGCUGUGAGCAAGUUUCCAUGACUGGAAAUCGUUGCCAGCUGAAGGUUCAUCCAGCAGUAGGUGAUGCUUCCGUAGAUCCUAGUUCCUGGGAAAUGCAUUCGAAUGAUGUUACUUACCUAUCAACAUGCUCAUGUGGUCGGCGCCAAGCAGUACGCAAGGAUCCAUUUACUCUCAAGGUUCUCUUGUUUUCACUAUUGGAUUGUCUUUUACAUUUGCGAAUUUCGUCUCUUUUAGGAAGCAAAUUACGAUUUUUAUUUCGAGAACAGUAUUUUCUCUUGCUGCAUUCCUAUGGGCUUCGCGACCAGCCAAAUCUGAAGCUGGGAGGUGAAUAUCUGUAUCCAGUUACUGUUCAACUGGAGGUUCGUGAGAAUUUUGUUGUGAAGUUAUUCAUUGGAAUGGAAUAUGAAUGUCCUAGAGGUCAUCGUUUCUUCGUUGCUGAGAAUGGAGAACCGUUAAGAGUUCCUAAAAACUCGAAUGCACGAACAGCAAUGAGUCGGGAAUCGGAUGACGAAUUUUUACAUUGUGACUUCCCACUCCGGAGGCAGUGCACGUGCAGAAAGUUGCCCGUGCAGGCAGCUCAGUUAAUGCGAAUACACGUCGUUACACCAAAGGCACCCAUCACAGUAACCAUUCAACCAGCUGUGGAGCUUCCUGGUCAAGAGGGUUGUUUUGGAACAGGCGAGGCACCUUUGCAGCUUUCUUGGGCUAGGUACUAUAUACUGCAACUGCCAUUCAUAUAUUCGGGUCCAUCAGGUGUGUGGAUUCCACCAGCUGGAGUCGAACGGGUAGGAACAUUCAAGAAAGACGCAAUUCAAGUGAAAUAUAUACCCAUGCUGUCCAAAAAAAUGUUGUAA
Angiostrongylus costaricensis is the source of this 1548-nucleotide messenger RNA. The record is from the annotation of a GenBank genome assembly. Lineage: Eukaryota; Metazoa; Nematoda; Chromadorea; Rhabditida; Metastrongylidae.